AGAUUGUCGGUAAAAUUAUUUCAUCAUAUUCACCUGAAAGUGAAAGGAUCACCUAAGUGUCCUAAGCAUAAAUAAAAUAGAUAAAGCAUAAUAUUAUGUAGAAAAAACUAUUUCAACUAUUUUAAUUUCUUUAGAAAUUGUAUUCUCAUCAAACUAUUCAAAUAAGUAAUGGACUAAAACUAAAAUGAAUUAAAUAUUAAAUCUAUUCUAAAUUCUAAGACCUAGAUUUAGAUGACCGCCGACAAUAAUUUAGAUUUUAACACGUAGCAGUAGUAGCCUAUACUUAUUCUAUACUGAAAUUGCUUAUAACUGUGACCAUACUAUUACAAUACUAUGUAAAGUAUGUAGAUGUAAUGUAGUUUUGCGUAUUAGAGGCGUUCUUCUACAUUGAUUCCAUCCUUCAUCUUAUUCUUAUAUAUCUGACAUCUGUUACUAGUUACUGUGACUGUGUAACACAGUGUGUUAGUGUUAGUUAGUGUUUUAGUGUGUAGUAACUAGUACUAGUGUAGUAGUGUGUGACCUCACCUCAACUUUGACAGACUUUGACUUAGUAUCUACUGGGUAUGCCUCUAACUUAUAACUAUGACUCUAUAGUCUAGUCUAUAGUCUAUGGCUAUUUAAUAAUAGUAUAGUAUAAUAAUUAUACUUAUACUAAUAAUAUAUAACUAUAAUGCCUAUACUAUAUAGCAAAGAGUAAUAGCCUAAUGAAUGCCUGACUACUACUAUCAGUAUCAGUAUCAAUAAUAAUUCAUAUUUAUUGUCAUCUUGUGGCAUAAGUCACAGACAUCCAUCCAUAGACUCAGCCUACCCAAUGUCUAGAGGGGGGGGGGACACAUUUUUAAAAAAAUCAGUAAGUUCGGAAGGAGGCUUAUAUACAAUUUAUACAAACAUACUAAUACUAUGAUUACAAAAAUUAUUCUUAUAAUACUAAAUAAGGUUGUUGAAAUUAUGCCAGUACCAGCACACAAGGCCUGGCUUUUAUUUUGUGUGAACAGUGAUUUUAACCAUUUAACAUUUAGGCCUACAAAUAGAAAAUAGGAUUUAGAUUAAUGGUAAAAUUAUUUUAUCAUCUUUGAUCUGAAAGGAUCUACCCUGUAUAAAUGGAUACUCAUCGCUGUGCAUUUAUGCUUGGAUUUCAAGAAUUAAUAAAUUUAUAAAUUAUAAAUCUCUAACUUUUUCUUGUACUUGUAUGCUUUUCAGUUUAUAUUCUGUACUAUAAAUGUCGUGGUUUCCCCAAAGAAAACAAAGAACAUGGUUUCAGCGAGCCUGUGAGACCAUACUUGCAGCUGGUCCUAUUCCCAGGCAUGUGGCAAUCAUCAUGGAUGGAAAUAGACGCUUUGCUGUAAAAAAAAGCAUAGCUAAAUCAGAGGGACAUGUAAAGGGGUUUGACAAAUUAGCUGAGGUUGGUUUAAAAUUAUUAUAAUAAUUUUUUUCAAAUCAGAUAUAUUUGCUACAAAACUUUAUUUUUGGAACUUAUUUUUAAUAGGAAUAAGGCCUUGCCAUAAUGCCAAACAAUUUUUAAAAAUCUCUAAUUUAUUAAAUGUUUGACAUUCAUUUAUCAAUGAAUUGAUUCAUAAAUACAAUAGCUCACUUGAUGAAAUUUCAGAUAUUAACGCUUUUGUUUAUUAAGAUUCAAGAUCAGUUAAGUUGUUUUGUAUAUGACAAAAAAGAAAAUAUGGGUGUGUUAUUCUCGCUUUAAAUAUAAAAUAAUUUUUUUGUUUUUGUUCUACCAUGCAUUUAAAUUAUAUUUCACUUGCGAUUAUUUGAAUUUUAUAAUUGAGCAGAGAUAUUUUAUUCAUACUUAAUUACAAAAUUAUGUUCACUGUGAAAUCAGUCAGUGACCAUAAAGGAAAUAAUUUGAAAUUUAGGAUGUGUUUCCAUUUGCAUGUUAUCACUUUUUAACCAAGCAAUACCAGCAAUUACAUUUUGGUAAGUGAAUGUAUGUGUGUAAAUGUGUGGUAAAAGUUGAAUAUGUAUUUAGGAAAAAACAAUUGAUGGUUAGUGAGCUGAUCAUUGAGAGGGGUGGUAUUUAUAAAUCAUUGUAAGUUAUAAUUUGUUCUUAAAAGCUAACAGACAGGAAAGAUAGUUGUAAAACUAUAUAUUAAGAUUAAAUAUUUUAUAAUAUAAUUCCAGAGUAGAUGUUGUCCGCUCUCUCAUUCGCUGCCUUCCCCCAUCUUAUGCACUAAAUGCACACAAACGAAAAAUACAACUAAGCAUUGGUGGAUAUAUGGAGCAGAAUCUGGAAUUAAUAUUAUAGAUUGUGCACCUACCUGUAUUUAAAAUGUGCAUCAUGUUUGCGUUGAUCCAGCAUUAUAGUAAUAAAUGUUAAGAAAAUAUUAAACUUACAUCAUUUGGAAGAUAGAUUUUAGUCUAAUUAUAUUAGCACUUAAAGAAAAGACUGAUGUGGAAUGUUUUAAAAUAAUUUUUUAAAUGAAUAUACUUCAAAGGUGACCUGAUUUUAUCCAAAUAUAUUUUAUUAAUUUUAGACUCUAGAGUGGUGUUUGGAUCUUGGAAUAACAGAAGUCACUGUCUAUGCAUUUAGCAUUGAGAACUUUAAACGAUCAUCUGAUGAAGUCACCUGCCUCAUGGAGCUUUCACGACAAAAGUUUGCAAAAUUGCUACAAGAGAGGUAAAUAUUCAGAUCUAAUAACAAUAGGCACUAUAGCAAAUAUGGUAGUUUAUUUUAUCAACAGCCCUACAAUUUUUCAUUACAACUUUUAAAAUGGUACAAUAGUCUGUUUAUAAUGUAUUUUUUCACACAAUAAAACAAUUAAAAUUCUUGAAUGUUUUUGAAUAUGCUGUAAUGUUAGAUUUAUUUUUUUAUAGAGAUCUUAUUCAUAGACAUGGAGUAUGUGUACGUAUUAUUGGGGACAUCUCACUGCUACCCAGAGAUUUGCAGGAGCUACUGGCCGAGGCUGUUACUAUAUCUGCAGAAAAUAAAAGGUUUUAAUUUGCCUCCUAGUUUGUCUAUUACUACAGAUCUGAUAUCUUACACUUUUGGAGCUAAAAAAUGAAAAUAAUGAAAAAUAAUAAUGUGUUGUAAAAAAAAUUUUUUUUAACUAGAAGCCAUACUUAUUUUAUAAAUAGUUCUGUAAAACAUAUUUUGAUUUGUAUGGGGUUUAGCCUAAGUAGAUUUUUAAAUAGAUAUCACUAGUGCUAAAGUUUGAAAGCAAUUUUUUUUAAAAGUAAGUUUUUAAGGUAUCAUUAUACAAAUAAUAAAAAAUAUAAAAUAAUUAUAAUUUUAGAAAAUUGUUAAAGAUACAAUGUGCGGCUCAAGAGAGUGGAUAGCAUAUUAAAACAUGUUCCUCUGAGUUUUAGUACUUACAAAACUGCAUUAAGAAGUCAGUUAAAUAGAAUAUAUUAUAACAAAAUAGCUAAAAAGUUAAGUCUGGCUGAAACCAGUACUAAGCAUUUCAUUGAUUAAUUCCUACCAUGAGUACACAAAUAAAUAAACAAUAACUAAAGUUAGAAAAUAUAAAGUGGGAUAUUUAACAUAUUGGUCUUCAAAUAAUAUCAUUUUUCUAUUACAGAGCAUUUCUGAAUGUUUGCUUUGCUUAUACAGCAAGAGAUGAUAUGUGUAUGGCAAUGAGAGAGCUGACUUCAGGUGUGAAAGAGGGCCAUAUUAAGCAGAGGUAACCUAGUUUUUAAAUUAUAUUAUGAGCAGUGCUUAUUACUAUAUACUUAUUUUUGUAUGGUAUUUAAGUUUAUUGUUGUAAAAAUAAAAUAUAUUUAUUAUGCUAUUAAAUUAUUUCAAUUCAAGUAUUCUCAACAUUUUCAUGACACAUUUUACAGUGAUAUAUCAGAAAGCUUAUUGGAGAAGUGUCUUUACACGUCACAAUCUAGAAAUGUUGAUUUGUUGAUACGCACAUCAGGAGAGCUGCGACUUAGUGAUUUCUUAUUAUGGGAGGUAAUGCCUAAAUACCUGAUUGAAUGUGUACAUUUUAAAACAUAUCUUAUCAAACUUUUCUUAAUAAAUUUUGCAUAGUUUCUAUUAAUUAUCCACCUGCUUUGCUUAAACAUAGUAUUCAUUUUCUUUUUCUACUUAAUCCCAUUUAAACAAUAUAAGAUACUUAAACCCAUUCAAACAUUUUAAGAAGCUUUAAGAUUUAGCAUGUUUGUAAAGACAAGGAAAUGAGAGGUCUCUCUGUUUUUAUAUACCUACAUGUUAUGAUUUCAUUUUUCAACAUUUUCAGAGUUCUUUUUCAUGUUUAGCAUUUGUGAAGGUUCUUUGGCCAGAGUUUAGUAUUUGGCAUAUGUAUGCAGCUAUUCUUCACUACCAACGUAACAAAAGUAAAAUACAGGUAACAAUGUAGUAAGAGACCUGCAAAGUUAUAUAAAAACUAUAUUUGACUGAUAAAUAUUCAGUUUGAAAGUUUAAAAAAAAUUUUACCAAAAAAAAAUGUACGUGAACUUAAGUUUUUAAAGAAAAUUUCUAUAAUUGUCUCUACGCAUUAGAUUGCCCAACAAAACCACACUAUUGAAAGGGAACGACUACAAAGAGAGUCAGACUACCGCAACAUGAUGGAGGAGUCUACACUGAGCACAACUGCAGGCACAAGCAGCAGUGUGAAUUUGUCUUCGACACUGGUGUCAGUUGAAGCACCAGAACAUAAAAGUAUACAAGUCCGUGUUCAGCAGUAUGCAAGUGAAAGGGAAAAACGGAUUGAGUCAUUCUUAAAUCUAGUAUAUGAAAGACGUGCAGCAUAUGUCAAAAGUCUACUUCCAACGAGGCCAAUUUUGAUGACUAAACCCCAGUCUCUGUUAACUUGCUAGUUCAUUUUGCAUGAAUUAAUUUAUAAUUGCUAAAUGUGUUUGGUUACAGUUGGUGAAUGGGGAUUCAUUCUUGUUUUUAUUCUGUGAUUGUUAAGAACAAUAUAUAAUUUAAUGGGAAAUAAAUAAAUAUGCUGUAUAUAUCGGAUUUCACUCACCAUGAGGUGAAUUAUCUCUAAAAAUUUAUUACAUGUGAGAAUUUUCAUUAAUUAAAAUUAUAGACAGUAUCUCAUUAAAUUAUUGUAUUUUAGCAGCAACCCUCUUCUUCACUGCUAAUUUAUUUCUCUUCAUCCUUACACUUACGUGGCCUAAUUCAGCAAGACAUUUAUGAUAAUAUAAUAAUAAGGUCUAUAAUAAGUUGAAUUUUUCUUUUAAUAACUUGUAAUAAAUGAUUAUUAUUUAUGAAUGAUCUACAAGUUAUAUCAAAAAAGGACAAUUUUAGUGUUGUUACCCUUUUACUUGAAUAUGAAACUUCAUUUAUUUUUAAUUAGUAUGUACCCUAGAUACUCAUUCUAAAGUUCAUAAGCUCAACAUAUAGAACAUUAAGCCAUUGUAAGCAAUAUAGCACCAAAGAAUAUCUAGAAUAAGAUAUAUGACCCACUCAUAAUCCAACAUCCCAUUUAUUCCCUAAAAUAUUUACAAAAAGCCAACUUUAGAAUGAGUAUAUAUGGUACUAUUUGCUGUAGAAAAAUAGAAGAGCUCACUCAGUGCCUUAGUUAUGACCAUAUAUUAGUUGGGCAUAAAAGAAAUUGAUUGCUAUGUUUGUCAGUAAUAUUUUUAAAAUCUGAAUUGCAGCUGAAAAAAUGCGGUAGAAGUAUAACUAUUUUAAUCAUUUCAAUGCAGAAUGUACUAAUUAUUUACUAUUAAAUUUAAUUGAAUACACAAGUUCAAGCAAUAUUUCUUUUUACCCUUAGCAUCUCCUCAUUGGAAAGGUAUGAUGGAAUGAAAGUUUCUGAUUUUAGCUUUAGGUCCUUAUUUUAAUUUUAAGUUGUGUUAAAGUAUAUAUUCUUCGAAUCUAUUCAAUAUAAAAUAUACACUGUUAGAAAUAAAUUGUAACUACUACAGCAUUGUGAAUAAUUGGACUGCCAUAAAGCUUAAAAGUAGAUUGCACAUGAAAAAAUAAAAAGGCAAAGGGAAUAAAUUAUGUAUUAUUUAUUUUAAUUUAGCUGAAGUUGUUCUUUAUUUUAAUCUAAAACGUUUUCAUAGGCCCUUAUGAAAUUGAAAUUUUUUGAAAAUGGAUUAAAUAUUUGGCAUUUUAUAAAAAAAAAAUUCACCUGAAUUUGGAAAUGCAAUAUGAAUGAGCAAAAAUAAAUUGCAAUGAUUUAUGUAUGGGCUCUAUGAUUCUUAAUCUAAUGAAACUAUUGAGAGAGAAAAAUAUACUGUAAUAAUUUUUUGUCUCUACAAAAAAGUACAUUUUAAUAUUUUUAAUGAAGAAAAAAUACUAAGACUAAAAUUUUAUAAAGUUUUGUUUUCCCUUUUCAAGAUUAUUUGUUUAUGUCAUAUAGUUAUGCAAGUAUUGUAAUUUUUAAAGAAUAACUGGUCCACUGCAUUCCAAAAUAUUGGUUAUCUAGAGCAGUGGUCCCCAAAUGGCGGUCCGUGGACCUUCACCGGUCCGCAUGCAUAACGCUGUCGGUCCCCAAUAACAUACAUAUUUAUUGUCAAAUAGAAAUAAAAGUAUAAAAAUAAAUCAUGCAUCGGUCCCUGGUAAAAUUUCGAAACUU
Molecule: messenger RNA, 6491 nt
Organism: Lymnaea stagnalis (great pond snail)
Lineage: Eukaryota; Metazoa; Mollusca; Gastropoda; Lymnaeidae
Source: the annotation of a GenBank genome assembly